Messenger RNA from Cuscuta campestris, 1332 nucleotides. The record is from the annotation of a GenBank genome assembly. Lineage: Eukaryota; Viridiplantae; Streptophyta; Magnoliopsida; Solanales; Convolvulaceae.
GUAUAUCUUGUUAGCAUAAACAAUCAAAUUUUAAGCACAUAAUUUUUAUGUGCUGAAAAGAAAUUUAUUUAUAGCUAGAGAUAUUCAUUAUCAAAAUAUAAGAAAUGUGGCGGUGGGCUGGUGGCUCUCUCGCAUUCGCAGAAUCGCACCAUUAAUCUUCACAGUACGAAUUGAAACUCUUCAUCUCUGCGCUGCCUUUUACGAUAUCUUCAUCGAAAAACUGCCCGAUUCCGCAAUUUUUCUCUUGGGAACUCAAUGGGUGUUGGGAUAUCAGUGCUGGUAGCCCUAAAGGCAGCAGCUUUGUUCACAAUAUUUGUGCAUCUCAGAAAUCUAGGGUUCGUAUUGCUAUCAGUCCCAAUUCUUUAUGCUUCUCUAAUAUCCAUAUUGAUUUCACUAGCCUCACACCCGUCAAUCAAUCUCCCAAUCCUGCUGGGGAAAAGAUCCGAUGGGACUUUCCCACUCUGGUCCCUUGCAAUGUUCAGCCCAUACUUAUAUUUCGUGAGGGCUUUCUCUGCACUGAGGAGGAAGAAGAGUGGGGAGCCUCCUUACAGUGAGAUAUGUGAGGGUUUGUAUGUUGGAGGGUGGCCUUCUUCCCGCGACAAAUUGCCGCCGGGUAAGCCUGCUAUCAUUGAUUGCACAUGUGAGUUGCCAAGGAGGAUGGAGCUCUCAGGAAAUCAUGCCUAUUUUUGUGUGCCAACUUGGGAUACUAGGUCUCCUCAGCCAGCUGAUAUCGAGGAAGCUGUGAAAUGGGCUUGUCGAAAAAGAGCUCAGAAGGUUCCUGUGUUUGUUCAUUGUGCUUAUGGUCACGGGCGAAGUGUUGCAGUAAUGUGUGCGCUAUUAGUAGCUUUGGGUGUUGCAGAAGAUUGGAAGAGCGCAGAAAAGUUGAUCAGAGAGAGGAGGCCUUACAUUAGGAUGAAUGCCCUCCACCGCAAAGCUUUAGAAGAAUGGUUGAAGGAUCGCAUCGCCUUUUCAGCUGAAAAAUGAAAUCGGCAUUACUACUCUGGUUCAGGCUGAACACUCUUAGCUCUAUAUGGGCUUUUCAAAAUGUUGCACUUUUGGUACUUCUCAUGGGUCUACUUGUAUGAAAUUCAACAUAUUCAAACCAUACCUAUUCUUUCAUCUCCAUAAAAUUGCAGAUGUUUGAACCACUUAUACUAGUUCAUGUUUCUUUUGCUUGAUUUUAUGUAAAGUGUUAAGCAGAGCAAGUUACAUUUGCUUGAGAGAGAUAUGUGAAGUUUGUGAACAUUAUAUGGAAGUAAUGAUUCUGUAUAGCUAUUUUCAUACAUUUGUUAAGAGCAUGUUCUUGUGGAGUAAUAUAUUGUAAUCCUUCCU